Molecule: messenger RNA, 2150 nt
Organism: Nanorana parkeri
Lineage: Eukaryota; Metazoa; Chordata; Amphibia; Anura; Dicroglossidae
Gene: B3GAT2
Product: beta-1,3-glucuronyltransferase 2
Exons: 4
Coding region: 892-1920 (342 amino acids)
Biological process (GO): chondroitin sulfate proteoglycan biosynthetic process; carbohydrate metabolic process
Cellular component (GO): Golgi membrane
Molecular function (GO): galactosylgalactosylxylosylprotein 3-beta-glucuronosyltransferase activity
Source: RefSeq, a predicted model, not a curated record
CAAAGAAAGAGAAACAAAGAAGAAAGGGGUUGGGAGAAGCAGCGGGAUGCAGUGAGCAGCAAUCAAACUCAGCCACAGCCAGUGCAUCGCUUAGGUUCUUAUUGCUGAGAGAAUCACAGCUCAACUCUGCACAGCUUCCCAGACAGCUCAAGCAAUAAGAAGAAAGACACAUACAAUCCCUACAUCCUGAUGAUCCUGGCUAUGUCCAAGCUUUGCUAGAAGACACAAGGCACGGAGAGAUGUAUUUUUCCAAUUUAUCAACAGUCUGGAGCGCAUGGAUGCUGAACAAGACAAGAAGUUUAUGGAGGCAGAAUAAGACCUACUAGAUGCCUAAUCCUUGUAUAUUACUUGGUAGCUGUCCCUAUUCUGCGCUGCUUUUACUCUCUAGUCUCCAAAGACCAUAUAAAUGAUUCAAUUUUCAGAAAUUAAUUGGAGCUAAUGCCUUAACAUUUGUUCUUCUAGAGCUACUGACAUGACUUGAAUUGGGUUCAAUAUGUUUUGGAGCUGGAAGUCACAGUAGGGGUCUCUAAUGAUUACCUGGCACUGAUAGGUCACCAGCUGAAGCAUUUAAAUGGAUGUACUUUGAUGAAAGGGAUUUCUCCAUUAUUUGUACUCUGCACUAUCUAUUUAUUUGAAUUCUGGAUAAAAUAAAGGGAUAUUUGUUAUUUAAGGGAAUAGAGCACAUGUUUUUCGUAGUUUAAUAUAAUUACAGAAUGAGGAUGCACCUGCAAAAGAAGAUUGUGGGAAAACUGUGAUGCUGGCUUGAUUAGUAUCUUGUAAGGAUUUUUUGUGAUCUGCUUUCCACAUUUGCGAGGAUUCAGCACUGAUAUAUUCAGAAAUUUUUAAGUUUUAUUCUUUGCUUGAAUUGUAAUCACCUUUCUUCACUCCAGGAUGAAGUCUGUUUUCUAUAGUCGCUUCUUCAUUCUUCUUCCUUGGGUAUUGAUUGUUGUUAUUAUUAUUGAUAUUGAUACAAGGAAACCAUCCAGCUCCAGCAGAGUACCCACCACCCGCUACUACUCUCCGUACUGGAGACGCAGGAUUGGCCGUGCAGCUUUGAUGCGACCCCAGCCAAGUGACACCAGUAUGGGUACAUGGACAACUAAUCAGGAGCACCCAACCAGUCUUGAAAAUCACAGGGGGAAGAAUGACUCUCUUCCCAUUAUAUAUGCCAUCACCCCCACAUACAGCCGACCUGUUCAAAAGGCAGAACUAACUCGACUGGCUAACACAUUCCGUCAGGUGCCUCGAUUACACUGGAUUGUAGUAGAGGACUCUGCUCAGCCAACAGAUUUGGUAAGGCGCUUCUUGGCCAGGGCAGGUGUAAGGGCCACCCAUCUACAUGUUCCAACACCACGGAGGUACAAAAGAUCUGGUUUACCUCGAGCUACUGAACAAAGGAAUGCAGGAUUAGCUUGGCUACGACAGCAGUACCAACCACAGAGGUCAACAGUCCAGUCAACUUUACCACAGGAGUACCCCACAGGUGUUGUCUUCUUUGCAGAUGAUGACAACACUUAUAGUCUGGAGCUUUUCCAGGAGAUGCGUACAACUCAAAAGGUCUCAGUGUGGCCAGUUGGCCUUGUUGGAGGAAGACGAUAUGAACGGCCAGUUGUAGAAAAAGGGAAGGUUGUGGGCUGGUACACCGGAUGGAGAGCAGACAGACCAUUUGCCAUUGACAUGGCUGGAUUUGCCGUCAACCUUCACGUGAUUCUUUCAAGCCCCAAAGCAGUAUUCAAGCGACGAGGUUCUCAGCCAGGAAUGCAAGAAUCUGAUUUUUUAAAGCAGAUUACCAAGGUGGAAGAACUUGAGCCAAAAGCCGACAACUGCACAAAGGUUCUAGUGUGGCAUACACGAACAGAAAAGGUAAAUCUAGCUAAUGAGCCCAAACAUCCUCAGGAUACAAUGAAAAUUGAGGUAUGAUAGUCAAUGUCAUCACAUGGAAUCCUGAAAAGUGGACACCAUAUGGAUCCUUAGAUGUGGACCUCAAAAGAUGAUAAAGGAGCUGCCAUUCCUUCACCCAUAUUGAUCAUGAGUUGGCCUUCAGCCAAAGCUUCAAGUCACUGGAAUACAGAGAACUACAAACACUGCACAUUUAACCAGAGAAACUACUGGGCCCCAGACUCCAGGUGCUGAGACAGCACCAUGCACUU